Messenger RNA from Phodopus roborovskii (desert hamster), 1714 nucleotides. RefSeq names its product arginine/serine-rich coiled-coil protein 2. The coding region runs from base 53 to 1357 and encodes 434 amino acids. NCBI's taxonomy places the organism in Eukaryota, Metazoa, Chordata, Mammalia, Rodentia, Cricetidae. The record is from RefSeq and is a predicted model, not a curated record. The transcript has a single exon.
UGUUGAGCGCGUCAACCAGAGGUGCCGCCUUAGCGGCCGGGACUCAAAAACAAUGGCGGCUACUGAUACAGAACGAGAUGGACUUGCCCCAGAAAAGACAUCCCCAGAUAGAGAAAAGAAAAAAGAACAGUCAGAUGUAUCUAUUUCUCCUAGAACCUCAAAACAUCACUAUUCAAGGUCACGAUCACGGUCAAGAGAAAGAAAGCGUAAAUCAGAUAAUGAAGGAAGAAAACAUAGGAGCCGGAGCAGAAGCAAAGAGGCAAGAAGACAUGAAUCCAAAGAUAAGUCCUCUAAGAGACAUAAGUCUGAGGAGCACAAUGACAAAGAACAUUCUUCUGAGAGAGGAAGAGAGCGAUUAAAUUCAUCUGAAAAUGGUGAGGACAGACACAAACGCAAGGAAAGGAAGUCAUCGCGAGGCAGAAGUCACUCAAGAUCUAGAUCUCGUGAAAGGCGCCAUCGAAGUAGAAGCAGGGACCGGAAGAAGUCUCGUUCCAGGAGUAGGGAUCGAAAAAAGUCUCGAUCCAGAAGCAGAGACAGGAAGAAGUCAAGAUCUAGAAGCAGGGAUAGAAAACGAAGGAUUAGAACACGUUCCAGAUCAAGAUCCAGACACAGGCAUAGAACUAGAAGCAGGAGCAGAUCAAGGAGUCGAAGCCGAGAUAGAAAGAAGAGAAUUGAAAAACCAAGAAGAUUUAGCAGAAGUCUAAGCCGGACACCGAGUCCACCUCCCUUCAGGGGAAGAAACACAGCGAUGGACGCCCAGGAAGCUUUAGCUAGGAGAUUGGAAAGGGCAAAGAAAUUACAAGAACAGCGAGAAAAGGAAAUGGUUGAAAAGCAAAAACAACAAGAAAUGGCUGCAGCUGCCGCCACUGGAGGUUCUGUUCUCAAUGUUGCUGCACUGUUGGCAUCAGGAACACAAGUGACUCCUCAGAUAGCUAUGGCAGCUCAAAUGGCAGCCCUGCAAGCUAAAGCCUUGGCAGAGACUGGCAUAGCUGUACCCAGCUACUAUAACCCAGCUGCUGUGAAUCCAAUGAAGUUUGCCGAGCAAGAGAAAAAGAGAAAAAUGCUCUGGCAAGGAAAGAAAGAAGGAGACAAAUCUCAGUCUGCUGAAAUAUGGGAAAAAUUAAAUUUUGGAAACAAGGACCAAAAUGUCAAAUUUAGGAAGUUAAUGGGCAUUAAGAGUGAAGAUGAAGCUGGCUGUAGCUCAGUUGAUGAAGAAAGUUACAAGACUUUGAAGCAACAAGAAGAAGUUUUUCGGAAUCUUGAUGCUCAGUAUGAAAUGGCAAGAUCACAAACCCACACACAAAGAGGAAUGGGUUUGGGUUUCACAUCCUCAAUGCGUGGAAUGGAUACAGUUUGAAAAAUAUCAAUUUGGGACUUUAUAGACUUGUUCUGAUGUCAGGUCCUUGUUCACCAAACAGCUAGUAUUCUAGCUUGCAUGGGUGUUGCAUUGACUUUAAUUUAUUGAAAAAUACGAUUUUUUUUUUGUAAAUAUCAGAUCAGUGAUACUGAUGUUAGUGUUGUAAUCAGGUUAAACCCACUUCCAUUAAACUUGACAGGACUAUAGAAGGACAAUAUUUUUUAGUUCAUGAAUUCUACUUUUCAAAUAUAUUAAAGCUUCGGGUGGGAUAAAAUCUCAUACAUAGAUUUUCUCGUGUCCGCUGUCUUGUGUACUUUUGUACUUAACCUUGUACAGUUAUUUUCAUCUCUUGAAACA